UAGAGUCGUCGCACAGCUGUCAAGCUGUGCAGAACGUCGUUGUCGUCGACGGAACGUGAAAACAACGAUUGCAAAGUGGAACGACUAGUCGGCGUCGACAGUGUGAAACGAAAGGAAAACGACGUGCCAGCGCGAUGACAAUCCAUAACUUGUACAUCUUCUCGAAAACUGGCACGUUAUUGUACUAUGCCGAGUGGAACAGAUUGAAUAAGUCGGGGAUAACGAGGGAGGAGGAAGCAAAAUUAAUGUAUGGAAUGCUGUUUUCCAUGAAAUCGUUUGUAAAUAAAAUCUCACCAUUGGAUCCUAAGGAGGGCUUUCUAUAUUACAAGACGGGCAAAUAUACGCUUCAUUAUUUUGAAACACCUUCAGGUCUUAAGUUUGUCUUGAAUACUGAUAAUGCGAGUCAAAAUGUUAGAGAAUUGUUGCAGCAAUUAUAUAGAGAAGUCUACUUGGAAUACGUUGUAAAGAAUCCAUUCUGCCAAUUAAAUGAACCUAUACAAAGUGAAUUAUUCAAAGUAAAGGUAGAUGAACUAUUUAAAAAAUCUCCUCUAUUUCUAAGUCGAUCGUUGUAGAUAAUAAUAUAAAAAUAAAUUUUUAUACAUAAAAA
Monomorium pharaonis (pharaoh ant) is the source of this 607-nucleotide messenger RNA. Its product is annotated as trafficking protein particle complex subunit 1-like. Bases 135 to 572 code for a protein of 145 amino acids. Gene Ontology annotation, cellular component: TRAPP complex. The record is from RefSeq and is a predicted model, not a curated record. NCBI's taxonomy places the organism in Eukaryota, Metazoa, Arthropoda, Insecta, Hymenoptera, Formicidae. The transcript is spliced from 3 exons. Gene Ontology annotation, biological process: endoplasmic reticulum to Golgi vesicle-mediated transport.